UAUUUCUAUUUCGAUUUCGAUUUCGAUUUCAAUUUCCAUUCUGAAAGUGAGCAUUUGUCUUACUCCUCACCACUUUCCAAACCUCACCGGAAUUCUUUUUUAUUUUCCUUUUUGGUGCUAACCUCUGAAUUCUCAGACCCUCAUCCUCCUCCACUCCCACUACCUGGAUUGGAACAUCGUAUUGAAACAGAGACGUGUGUGAAGCUUUUGUGGUUUUCAAUGGUGGAUUGAAGAAAGAGAAUACCAGAUUUUUCCUGUCAAAUUUGUUCACGUUUUUGAUUGGUUGAAAGAGAGAAAGGAGGGUCUUUUGGGUAUCGAUUCUGGAAAUGAGAGCUGGGCUUAGUACGAUCCUGCAAACUCUGACGUCGGAGGCGGCUACUGUUUUGAACCAGUCAAUUGCCGACGCGGGUCGACGUAACCAUGGCCAGACCACGCCGGUUCAUGUCGCUGCAACUCUGUUGGCUUCCCCAACUGGGUUUCUUCGCCAGGCUUGCAUCAAGUCUCAUCCUAAUUCAUCGCACCCACUUCAGUGCAGAGCUCUUGAGCUCUGUUUUAGCGUCGCUCUCGAACGCCUACCCACGGCCCAAAACGUGUCCUCUGCCUCUGAACCACCGAUCUCCAAUGCGCUAAUGGCAGCUCUUAAACGCGCACAAGCCCACCAACGCCGUGGCUCUUCUGAAUUGCAGCAGCAACCUAUGUUAGCGGUGAAGGUUGAGUUCGAGCAGCUAGUUAUAUCCAUUCUCGAUGAUCCAAGCGUGAGUAGAAUUAUGCGGGAGGCGAGCUUUUCGAGCCCUGCUGUAAAGGCUACGAUUGAACGAUCUUUGAAUUCCUCGGCAUCUGUGGUGAAUUUAUCCCCUAUUGGAUUAGGUUGCCACGCUUCCCCGACGCCUCAUCGGAAUCUUUAUUUGAAUCCACGGUUGCAUCAGGGAAGCGUUACCCAAUUGGAACAGCCGAGAGGGGAGGAAGUGAAACGAAUCGUGGAUAUAUUGCUCCGGCCGACCAAGAGAAAUCCAAUCGUAGUUGGGGAUUCGGAAACAGAUGCAAUGAUUGAGGAAUUUUUUAGGCGAAUUAAUAAGAAAGAACUGACUGAAGGGCCGCUUGAAAAUGCUGAGAUUAUCCAUUUGGAGAAGGAGCUUGCAUCAGAUGGAGCACAAAUACCCACAAAACUUGAUGAAUUGGAAGAUUUGUUAGCGACCCGAAUAGCCAAUUCGAGUUCUGGGAGCAUAAUUCUUGACUUGGGGAAUCUACAAUGGUUGAUUGAGCAGCCGGCGAGUUGUGUAUCCCCAGGUUCCGGCAUGUUGGUGCAGCCCGUUGUAUCCGAGGCCGGCCGUGCUGCCGUUCAGAAGAUUGGAAAGGUAUUGAUAAGGUUCAGAGAGGAAACUGCCGGCCUGCUGUGGUUGAUAGGAACCGCUACUUGUGAGACGUUCUUGAGAUGCCAAAUCUAUCAUCCCUCCAUCGAAAGUGAUUGGGAUUUACAUGUUGUCCCCGUUGUGGCUAAAGCCCUUCGCUCUGGGUUAUAUCCAAGGCUUGGAACAAAGGAGAUUCUAGGCAGUUCAAUCGAAUCCUUGUCCCCAAUGAAGUUCUUUCCAACGCCUCCCAUUAGCCAACUAAGACAUGAAUCUGAGACUCUAAAUGUUGAUCCAAGAACAACUUGCUGCCCACAGUGUAUCCAGAAGUAUGAACAAGAACUACAAAAACUCAUGAACGAGGAGUCUGAGAAAUCUCCAUCAGGAGUCAAAACAGACAGCAAUCACCCUCCACUGCCACACUGGCUGCAAAAGGCUAAAGCUGAUGCUCCUAAUGCUGAAUCAGUUGAUUUGAAACAGAGCAAGGACCACGAAUUGAUGGUAAAGCAGAGGAAUCAAGAACUACAGAAGAAAUGGAAUAAUACAUGCUUGCACCUUCAUCCCAAUUUCCAUCAACCAAAAAUUUUCAGUUCUACAGGAAAUAUGUCAACAAUGGGUUUAUAUAAUCAAAACUUGCUCAAGAGCCAGCCUUGUCAGCCAAGGUUAGAAGUGAAUAGAAGCCUUGGGAGAACUCUUCAGCUGAAUAUGAAUCCACAACUCAACCAGCCAUCUGACUACAGCUCAAUACGAACAGACUUGAUUCUUGGGCAAACUCAUAAAGACUGCACCAAAGAAUUUUGGGGCCAAAAUCAUAAAUCAUCCAGACCAGAGACGAGUGCCAAACUUCUAGGCAUAUCAGAUGUUGAUUCAUACAAGAAGGUCCUUAAAGUUCUAACGGAGAAGGUUUGGUGGCAGGGGGAUGUAGCUUCUGCUGUGGCUAACACAAUAACUCAACGCGAAUUGGGCAGCAGGAAACGUCAAGGUGCUGGAUCAAAAGGAGACAUUUGGCUAUUAUUUGCGGGGCCUGACAAAGUUGGCAAGCAGAAGAUGGCAUCAGCUCUUUCAGAGCUGGUAUCUGGGUCCAUCCUGGUUACCAUUUAUGUUGGUACACAACGAGGUGGUAGAGGAUUGGACAACAAUUUUCGCGGUAGAACCCCAUUAGAUCAAAUUUCAGAGGCUGUUAGGAAGAAUCCAUUUUCAGUGAUAGUUCUUGAGGACAUUGAUGAAGCAGAUAUUAUAUUUCGUGGGAGUAUAAAACGGACAAUAGAAAGUGGUAGGCUCAUUGAUUCCCAUGGUCGAGAGAUCAGCCUUGGUAAUGUUAUUUUCAUCCUUACAACUGAUCGGCUACAGGAUGAUCUAAAUCACUCGUCCUAUCACAAUUCUUUUGGUGAAAACGAGCCUGCAAAUUUAGCUAAUGAAAGUUGGCAAUUGAGGUUAUCUCUGUCUGAAAAGCUGCUAAAACGUCGAGGGAAUUGGCUUUCCAAUGAAGAAAGGUUCACAAAAACCAGGAAAGCUACAAUUCCUAGUCUGUUUUUUGAUUUGAAUGAGGCUGCCAAUGCAGAGGACGACACUGCAGAUGGAUCACACAAUUCAAGCGACCUCACAAUUGAUCAUGAAGAUGAAUCUAGCCUAAGCAGGAUGGAAUCAACCACAGCUUCACCUGCAUUACACGAGCUUCAGGAUAUCGUCGACGACGCCAUUGUUUUCAAGCCAGUCAACUUCAACCAUAUAACCCGCCACAUUAAAACUUCUAUCCAUGAAAAAUUCUCCACCAUUAUUGGAGAGGGUGUCUCAAUCGAGGUACAAGACCAUGCUCUUCAAAAACUUAUAGCUGGGGUAUGGUUUGGCGACACUGGUUUAGAAGAAUGGGCAGAGAAAGCACUGAUUCCUAGCUUCAACCAUCUCAAGGCUUGCAUUCCAAAAACAGCCGGCGGUAUGCAAGACAAGUCAGUAGUUGUUACUCUCGAACUAGACCGUGAAUCAGGCAGUCGAAGCCGAGGAGAUCGGCUGCCCAGUAACAUCAGAGUAGUUACAGCAGUAGAUGGGUUAUGAGAAUAGGGUGGAGGUAACAUAAAAUGUUUGUAUAUAUGCAUAUAUACUUUGCCCCUAAGGCUGGGGGAGGGGAGUUGUUUUAAUUUAACAGCAUCUAGAUAUGCCUGAAACAAAUAGUUGGUAAGCAAGAAAUUGGUUUUUGAGUAUUGUUGAUAAACAGAAAGCAGUAUGUUGGUUGAUAGAACAGGAAUGACAAAGGAAACAAUGUCUUGUAAUUUCUUG
Messenger RNA from Cucurbita maxima (winter squash), 3620 nucleotides. RefSeq names its product protein SUPPRESSOR OF MAX2 1-like. The transcript has 3 exons. Lineage: Eukaryota; Viridiplantae; Streptophyta; Magnoliopsida; Cucurbitales; Cucurbitaceae. The record is from RefSeq and is a predicted model, not a curated record. Gene Ontology annotation, molecular function: ATP binding; ATP hydrolysis activity. Bases 327 to 3398 code for a protein of 1023 amino acids.